AUGGCAGACACGGAUGAAGACUAUUACCUCCCGCCCCAGGAUCAGCGCGUCUUCGGAGCCGGCAUAAGACGCAAGAAGAUCAACUUCGUUCCCGCAUCCUCUUCGGAUACACAAUUACCUAGCUCAACACCGUCGACCUCGACCAGCGCCGCGUCUCGCUAUCUAGCUAUUGUUCUCCCACAUGCUGGUGACACUCGGAGUAAAGAUGCGGAAGCAGACUUGAGCCCAGAACCUCAAGCCCUGUGCGCCGUUUGCAAUCAGCCCAUCUCAUCCACCGAGGACGCACUCUCUACAAACCAUGAGACCUCAAUCGCGCAUCAAGUAUGCCUGAAACACUCUCAUCCGCCGUCUGAUCUUGACCGCGAUCGCGUCGGUCUACGAUACUUGUCGAGCUAUGGCUGGGAUCCCGAUUCUCGAAGAGGACUGGGAGCAAGAGAAGAGGGUAUCAGAGUGCCUAUCAAGACGAAGGAGAAAAACGACACGGCGGGCCUGCGCGAAACGAUCGACGAGGACGAAGUGACUGUGGCAAAGAAGAAGCAUAACGCCAAAAAGAAAGAAGACAAGAUCGUGAAAUUGGACGCAAAACAAGUCCGGAUCAUGGACCAUGAAGCAAAGAAACGGGCCGAGAAGUUGAGACAGCUGUUCUACGGUCCGGACUUGAAAAAAUAUUUGGGUCCAGACGCUUGA
This is a messenger RNA of Fonsecaea erecta, 687 nucleotides long. RefSeq lists its product as hypothetical. Lineage: Eukaryota; Fungi; Ascomycota; Eurotiomycetes; Chaetothyriales; Herpotrichiellaceae. The coding region runs from base 1 to 687 and encodes 228 amino acids. The transcript has a single exon. Gene Ontology annotation, molecular function: nucleic acid binding. The record is from RefSeq and is a predicted model, not a curated record.